CACUCGCUAACUCUCCUUCACCAUGUCCUAUCGCGAUAAGCCAGAGGAUCUGGCCGCCGCUGCAGAGGAGUACGAGCUCAAUGCUCGUGACAACGAGCCGCUGCUUCCACGGUACGAGGCCGACCAGCGCCAACCCUCGCCUUCUCCAGCCUCCGGAAAGCGGCGAGAGCGGCGACGCCGCUUCCCCUUCCUCUGCCUAGGAGUGAGCGUCGCGUUCGUGCUCCUCUGCUUCGCGGGUAGUGCUGUGUACUAUAAGAAUGGAGGCGACCUGAGUGCCAUCGAGGACAAGAUUCCUGCGCCCGUUAAGAGCUGGGCAGACACCAUGUUCGGCGACGAGGGUUCGUUCAACGACAAUAAGAACUUCCCUACGGACAUCGGAUACGCUGGGCCGACGCCGACCGGCGCGGAGGCUGCUCUGGUUGUCACGGCGCCCGCAUUCCCGCUGUACAGCGGCGUAUCACCGCUGGUACCACCCACGACCGACCGCGAGGGCUUCGACAUGAUGCGCCACUGGGGUAACUUGAGUCCGUACCGCUCCGUGAAGAGCCACGGACUCAAGCAUGCGUCUCAGGCUGUCCCUGAUCAUUGCGAGAUUGAGGAGAUGCACUGGCUGCAACGCCACGGCGCGCGGUAUCCCACCUCAAGCCCUUUGGGUCCUGCUGGUCUAUCACAGCGCCUCAAGGAGGCUGGCAAGUGGAAGGCAACGGGGGCUCUCUCCUUCCUCAACGACUGGGAUUACAAGUUGGGCGCCGAGCUCCUCACGCCCUUCGGCCGCAGCCAGCUGUACAACCUUGGUGUCGCUGCCCGCAUCAAGUAUGGCUUCUUGCUUGACAGGAUGAAGGACCGCCUUCCCGUGUUCCGCACCGAAAGUCAGGAUCGCAUGCUGCGCUCCGCCCAGAACUUUGCAGCAGGCUUCUUCGGAAUUCCUGCGGAGGAGCAGUACAACCUCGAGGUCAUGGUCGAGUGGCCUGGGUACAACUGCUCGCUGGCACCGUACCACUCGUGCCCGAACGACCUCAAGGUCUACCCUCUCGUGCGCGAGAAGCUCGCCCAGUGGGACAAGAGGUUCCUCAAGUCGGCCCGCAAGCGACUUCAGGAGCUCAUGAAUGGUUACGAGUUGACUCUGCACGACGUAAUCAACAUGAUGGAUCUUUGCCCGUAUGAGACGGUCGCACUGGGCCACUCAGCCUUCUGCUCGCUCUUCACUGAGAAGGAGUGGCGUGGCUAUCAGUACCGCAACGACAUCUACUGGUGGUACGCCGCAUCGUUCGGCUCGCCUGUGGCACGCGCCGAGGGCCUGGGAUGGAUGCAGGAGCUCACGGCGCGCCUUACACACACUCCUCUCACGCAGUUCAACUCGUCAGUUAAUUCAACGUUGCACGACGACAUCCACUUCCCGGUUAACGAGCCCCUUUACGUCGACUUCACGCACGACACGACGUUUGCCCAGCUGCUCCCAACGCUCAACCUGACAACGUUUGCGUCGCAGGGCCCGCCUCCACUGGACCACAUUCCGAAGAACUGGCCCUUCGUGUCCUCCAAGUUUGCUCCAUUUGCGACCAAUCUUCAGGUGCAGGUCCUUUCGUGCGCCACGCACAGAAAGACGUCCGUUGACGACGACGAGAAGGAAGGGUGGUGGCCGUUCAAGCCGGCCGACGAGGAAGCCACUGUGGAAACCACGUACGACAAGCGCGACGUUGACGACGGCGAAUCCGAUGUCGAGCGCGAGAGUGAUGAUGAGGCCGAGAAGCAACCAGAGGCGUCCGACAAGGGCCGCUUCGUGCGCAUCAUCCUCAACGACGCACCGGUUCCGCUCACAGGCAUCCGAGGGUGCGAGAAGAACAGCGAUGGCUUGUGCGAUAUCAGCGCUUUCGUGUCGAGCAUGCACACCCUCAUCGGCGAAACUAAUUUCGCGCAAGCGUGCCACGAGGACUAUGACUUCCGUGACGAGGUCAUGGAUGGGCGCCCACUCUAGCUAGAUUUCUUUUCCUAGCCCUUGCACGCCCUUGCACCUUGAGUUUAUGUAUUAUGCAAUGUUGCCACCUUG
Cutaneotrichosporon oleaginosum is the source of this 2047-nucleotide messenger RNA. RefSeq lists its product as uncharacterized. Gene Ontology annotation, molecular function: acid phosphatase activity. The record is from RefSeq and is a predicted model, not a curated record. NCBI's taxonomy places the organism in Eukaryota, Fungi, Basidiomycota, Tremellomycetes, Trichosporonales, Trichosporonaceae.